Messenger RNA from Penicillium brasilianum, 1657 nucleotides. Lineage: Eukaryota; Fungi; Ascomycota; Eurotiomycetes; Eurotiales; Aspergillaceae. The record is from the annotation of a GenBank genome assembly.
CGGCACUUUCGUUGCGACGCCAGCAACGGGCAAAGCUGCGAACAAGGGAAAUAUCACCGGAUCCACGGACGUGAUUUAUAAGAAAGACCUCGCCCAUAAACGUGCGAAGUUUUUCUCAUCCCGUCUUGUGUUGCUUUUUCCUUCCUUCCCCAUACUACCCCCAGACUGCAUCCCACAUUUGACGUCAUGUCUUCAGCCCAGCAGCGUCUUACUCAAGUUUCCUCCCACUUUGGCUCAGGUAGCCAGAAGGGAGCCGCCGCCCUCACCCAGAAGAACCCCGAUGAUAUCGUCGUGACCUGUGCCCUGCGCACUGCCCUGACCAAGGGUGGCAAGGGUGGUUUCAAGGACACUGCUGCCGCUGAUCUCCUGGCUGGUGUCUUCAAGGCUGUCAUCCAGAAGAGCGGUAUCGACCCCAAGUACGUCGAGGAUGUUGCCGUUGGCUCCGUCCUGCCUCCCGGUGGUGGUGCCACUGAGUUCCGUGCUGCUGCCCUCGUUGCUGGCUUCCCCGAGACCACUGCCGUCAAGGCCCUAAACCGUCAGUGCUCUUCCGGUCUCCAGGCUGUCGUCGACGUUGCCAACGCCAUCAAGUCCGGCAUGAUCGAGGUCGGUAUUGGUGCUGGCGUUGAGAGCAUGAGCUCCCAGUACGGUCCUGGUGCCGUCACCGAGUUCUCCGAGCUCCUCGAAAACCACCCCGAGUCCGCUAACUGCAAGGUCCCCAUGGGUGUUCUGUCCGAGAACAUGGCCAAGGACCGUGGUGUCUCUCGUGCCUCCCAGGAUGCUUUCGCUGCCUCCUCCUACCAGAAAGCCGUCAAGGCCCAGAAGGCCGGUCUCUUCAAUGAGGAGAUUGCUCCCCUCGAGGUCAAGUGGACCGACCCCAAGACUGGCGAGGAGAAGACCAUCACCGUCAAGGCUGAUGACGGUAUUCGCGACGGUAUCACCGCCGAGUCCCUCGGCAAGAUUCGCCCGGCCUUUGCCAAGGACGGCUCUAUCCACGCCGGUAACGCUUCCCAGAUCUCCGACGGUGCCGCCGCCGUUCUGCUCAUGAAGCGCUCCACUGCCGAGCGUCUGGGCCAGAAGAUCAUCGGCAAGUACGUCACCGCCAGCAUUGUCGGUGUCAAGCCCCUCCUCAUGGGUAUCGGUCCCUGGGCCGCUAUCCCCGUUGCUCUCGAGAAGGCCGGCAUCUCCAAGGAUGAGGUCGACAUUUACGAGAUCAACGAGGCCUUUGCCUCCCAGUGCGUGUGGUGCAUCAACGAGCUUGGCCUGCCCGCCGAGAAGAUCAACCCUAAGGGUGGUGCUAUCGCCUUCGGUCACCCUCUCGGCUGCACUGGCUCUCGCCAGGUCAGCACCCUGUUGACCGAGCUCAAGCGUACCAACAAGAAGAUCGGUGUUACCAGCAUGUGCGUUGGUACCGGUAUGGGCAUGGCUGCCGUCUGGGUUGCCGAGUAAACGGGUUAUCUUCUUCCAUUGUACAUUGCACAGCGCCUUUUUCUUGAUGUUUGGUUUGGGUUACUUCUAUAUCCACGGAUUUCGGUGUAUUGACCACCUAUGAGGAUACCACGAGAGACUGAUCUUUCUUUUUUCAUGUAUAUUUUCCGACGUUUUUGAGGUGAAAAAUUGCUCCCAAAAUAAGAAGUAGAUUCUUUUCUUCUGUAAACUU